Messenger RNA from Sphenostylis stenocarpa, 972 nucleotides. Lineage: Eukaryota; Viridiplantae; Streptophyta; Magnoliopsida; Fabales; Fabaceae. The record is from the annotation of a GenBank genome assembly.
AUGGUUAGUGAAGAAGAAAUGAAGGAUUACGACGAUGAUGUCAAGGAAAUUUCGGUUUCGACUAGCGCGUUUCGACGCACGCGCUCCCAAGCGGCUCCGGAUUGGAGCGUCACCGAGUCGCUCAUUCUGGUGAACGAAGUCGCGGCGGUGGAAGCCGACUGCUCCGUCGCGCUCUCCUCCCACCAGCAGUGGAACAUCAUCGCUCAGAACUGCGCCGCCUUGGACGUGCCCCGCAACCUCGCGCAGUGCCGCCGCAAGUGGCGCGCGCUGCUCGCUGAACACGACCGCCUCAGGGGAACUGCAGCCGCUGGAGGCAAGUUGCCGCCAAAUUUCGAUUGUGAUUUGUUUGAGGCCGUCGAACGCGUUGUGAGGGCGCGUGAGGAGCGGGGGAUGGUUGAUCCCGAGAGCGAUUCCGAAGCAGGGAACGAGGCGCGUGACGCCACCGUGGAAAUUGGGUCCAAAAGAAAAGGGCAACGAAGUAAAUUGAGGCAUCGCGUUCAAAAGCCCAAAGUAUGUCUUGAGCAAAGGCCUGAGGACAGCCACGAAGAAGAGCCUGAGGAUGAUCAUUCCGAAGACGAGUAUUUGAAAGACUUCCUAGAAUCAAGACCUAAGUUGAAGUGUGCUGCAGAAAGGCCUCCAAAGGAUUUAGUGAUGCCACCAAAGAGCCUUCCCAAAGCAGAGCUUCAUGAAAACAACCAUAUUGAAAGGCCAAAGCCGAUCACUGUAGAAAAGAUAGCAGUUAGCAGGGAAGUAAAUCAGGAAACAUUGACUCUGAAAUUGCAAGACUUGGCAGUAGAGAUUGAAGCAAUUGCUGCUGAAUCAGCACCGGACUAUAAGGGAGGUGUCUCACAGAACGCAGAGGACUCACAUACUGACUUUACAAGACGCCAAGGGGACAAACUCAUAACAAGCCUGGGAGACUUCUCCAACACCCUCAAGCAACUAUGUGAUAUUCUCCAAGAGUGUAAAUGA